AGCCAAUUGAUCGCGUGUUGGGUUGCCUGAUCUCGCCUUUUACAAUACUCGGGGUUUUGGUGUUGAGAGAGCGAAAGAAAUAGAUAACGGUGACGAUCAAUAAUUGGCAGUGACACCACUUCCGUUGGUGCAUUAGGUCGAGAAAACAUAUGCAACCGGGAACGCCCGAAGCGAUAUCAACCACAAUCUACUCGUACGCUACUGCCAUCCACCACCAGUCACAAGAGUCUUCCCCACAAAAUUGAUUCCCGAAGAGCCUAUCCUCACAAGCCAACAGCUGGAGGAAAUAAAUAAUAGCCAUCCAUCAUCCCGAAAUAUCGCGACACACCACCCCUCGUCAUCACCCGGGCCAUUCGCCAUCCUCCUGCUCCUCAGCACUUUGAUAAGAACCACUUCUCCUCUCUCUCCCCCCGUCGAGCCGCUCGUUCGCAAAGGCAUAGUACCGAAAGCAAAACAUCACAAUGAGCGCAUCUCAAGCCCUCCGUGCCUCAACCGCCGGACGCACCCCCCUUAUCCAGUUUCUGGGGAAGCGCUCAAUCCCUGAAUCCAUCGAUCACACUCCGCGUCCUCACCCCGCGGCAACCAAGGCGCUACCAAACUCGUUCGCCGAAUACCGCAAGAAGGCACAACAGCACGGGCCCCUGGGCGGUUACAAGGCAGCGACGGCAACCAGCAUUUCGCCCGGCAAGGGUCAGGUUUUCGACAGGAGCGAACUGCCCCCACGAUUCUGGCGCCUGACGUUGAGCAAGGAGGAAAUGGAGGUCAUCGAGAGCGGCGGGGCCGCGAUGGCAUAAUCAAUUAAUAUGCCCCUUUCUUAUUCCCUGAUACGACGACACAACAAACAUUCAUAAUUUACCUCGGUUUCUUUUUUUUCCUUUCUUUUUUUUUUUCCUUUUCCUUGUUCACCGGAAGAGCGAGAGGCGAUUGUAUGAUAUCACAAUGGGCGUGGGCUGGUGGAUGAAUCGAGCGAGUAUGUGGGUAGUGGGGUACAAUAGGGGUCAGGGUCACGGUACACGUACAACACGGUAGCAUGAACGGGCAAAUCUGGUUGCAGGACGGGGUGGGUGGAUGGAGUGACCGACCGGAUAUGGUGGCACUGUGGGAUGCUGGGAACCUAUGAAUGGUCUAGGGUCCGAAGUUACACCAAAACCCUAUCCUCUACUUUAUUACGGUAUUCACUUUCCGUCACCUUUCCUUCACAUUCGGUAUCAUGCGGUGGUUUCCUAUCAUCCUGUUUUCUUCUUCACAUUUUCCUUUUUUCCUUACAUCGGAAUGUGGAUUAUAUUUUUUUUCUUUCCCGGGAGGGGGACCGGAACUGUUGCGUCUUUUUUUCUCUGUGUCUCGGGCUUGCUGGCGGGUUACUUUUUUUUUUUUCCGGGCUCACCUGUAGGCCUUUUUACAAUUGUAUAUAUAUCAAAAAACAAAAGUUUGGGAA
Messenger RNA from Tuber melanosporum (Perigord truffle), 1435 nucleotides. RefSeq lists its product as uncharacterized. The record is from RefSeq and is a predicted model, not a curated record. NCBI's taxonomy places the organism in Eukaryota, Fungi, Ascomycota, Pezizomycetes, Pezizales, Tuberaceae. Bases 462 to 794 code for a protein of 110 amino acids. The transcript is spliced from 3 exons. Gene Ontology annotation, biological process: 2-oxoglutarate metabolic process.